UCUGUGAUCUGCUGUGAACCUCGUGAUCUUCAUCAGCGGCCAGCGGCGCCAGCGGAGAGGAAUACAUCAUUUGUGAUAGAGAAACAAGCGAGGACUGCCAUUCGCGACCUGACACCAAGCUAGCAAACUCCACUGACAUUACACGCCUGCAGACACCGGGAAGACGGACAUGACGGGUUGGGUAUGAGACAUCGGGAGCCAUGGCGGGUCGGAACCGGAUAACCGCCUUCUCUUCGCUGCUUCAGGUCGGCUUGUUGUUGCUGUUGUCGGCUGGGCUCGGCGGGAGACCGCUGGACAAAUGUCUCAACAACAAGUCCUGUCAGCCACAAAGACCUCCCGUGGUCCUCAUUCCCGGGGAUUUGGGAAACCAGCUGGAGGCGAAGCUGGAUAAGCCCAGUGUCGUCCAUUACAUCUGCUAUAAGAAGACUGACACGUUCUUCACUCUGUGGCUCAACCUGGAGCUGCUGGUCCCUGUAGCCAUAGACUGUUGGAUAGACAACAUCAGGCUGAUCUACAACAGUACCACUCAUACCACCCUGUCUCCACCUGGUGUGGACAUUCGCGUCCCCGGGUUCGGACAGACGUAUUCAGUGGAGUACCUGGACCCCAACAAGCGCAGUGUGGGCAUGUAUUUCUUUACUAUAGUCCAGGCUCUGGUUGAGUGGGGUUACACCAGAGAUGAUGAUGUCAGAGGAGCGCCCUACGAUUGGAGAAAAGCUCCCAAUGAGAAUAAGAAGUAUUUCCUGGCCCUGCAGCAGAUGAUUGAGGAGAUGGCGGAGAAAGCCGGCGGGCCUGUGGUGCUGAUUGCCCACAGCAUGGGCAACAUGUACACGCUGUACUUCCUCAACCAGCAGCCGCAGGCCUGGAAGGACAGAUACAUCAAGGCUUUCGUCUCCCUGGGGCCACCCUGGGCCGGGGUGGCCAAAACCCUCCGUGUGGUCACCUCAGGUGAUAAUAACCGGAUCCCGGUGAUCAGCCCUUUAAAGAUUCGUUCCCAGCAGCGUUCUGCUGUCUCCACCACAUGGCUCUUCCCCUACGCCCACUCUUGGCCCGCAGAUAAGGUGCUGGUCCAGACACCCACCACCAACUACACCGUGCGAGACUACAAGCGCUUCUUCUCCGACAUCGGCUUUGAGGACGGCUGGCUGAUGCGGCAGGACACGGAGCCACUGGUGGCCGACCUCACACCGCCCGGCGUGGCCGUCCACUGCUUGUACGGCAGCGGCGUGCCCACCUCCGAGACCUUCCAGUACUCUGACAAGUUCCCUGACGUAGAGCCCACGGUGGUGUUUGGGGACGGCGACGGGACGGUGAACCUGCGGAGCGCCACCCAGUGCCGGCGGUGGAUAGGGCGGCAGAAACAGCCAGUGACGCUGUUGGAGCUGCCUGGGAACGAACACGUCAACAUGCUGUUGAACUUCACGACCGUGGCUUACAUUAAGACCGUGCUGUUCUCCCCGUGACGCUGGCAGAGAACACUACAACAUGAAAACCUUGUUGCCUGUCCUGACAGACACGUACAAACACAGCCGUAUGAUGGACUGACAUGGACUGUCUCUUCUCUCCUCCUUCCCUGAACACUGUCCCCCUGUGCACCCUGCUCUGAUCAGGAACAACUUCGAAAUUUUGUCUUACAAAUUCAGUUUUAUGGCUAUGGUGUCACAAAUGUAUGUUAAUGUCAAAUUGUUUACGGUUGAGCAGAACCAAAACAAAAGGAUUUUUAUAUUGGCCUCUAAUUUUUAAACCAAUCCUAGAUUUUACCAACUGAAUUGAUAUAUUUCAGGACAGGUGCAGGAUGUAUACUGCACGCAAGUAUAUGUCACAGCAUAAACCAGGGAUACAUGUGCCACUUUUGAGUUACCACUCAACACUGAGGUAUUUUUACUAAUGCUAUAGAGGAGACAUCUUAACUCCUUUGAUUCUAAUGUCUCGCUUUAGGGUAAAUGGUGAAGCACAUAUUUCUUUGUUGUUCAGUGCAAUAGGUCACAGGUUUCAGUGCUUAGUGUAUGAUUAAAGCAUUUAACAAAACUAAUCAGAAUAUUAAGUGAUUUUUGUUUCCAUUUAUCCUUAAAUUGCCAAUUUUUUAAUCAUUUUUAUGUUCAUUCAUUGUGAUCUAGUUGUUUAAUUUUUGCAUGUAAUCAAGUUGAUGGCCGUGUCCCUGAAUCCUGUGGCUUUUUCCUCUUUUUAUUGUGUGCUGUAUGUUAAGUGCUGAGUCAAGACACUUAAGAAUAUUGAACCGUUACUGUGAUCAAAUCGUUGAGCUUUUCUGUUUCAAAAUGAUCAGGUACAUGGACAGCCUCAAAAAAAAGAAAAAAGAAAAAAAAAAGGUAAAGUCACAUUCUGCUCUGGAGACUGUUUUCCUCAUGAGGGGGGUCUUUUCUCCUCUGAGGACAGAAUCAUGCCGUUGUUUCAGGAGGAAAACUGUUGAAGCGACUCAGCAGCCUGCUGGCAGCACACACAGACUAACAGUGAGAAGGCUCACCUGUGCAUCUCCACCUGUGCUGAGAAAGACUCGCCUGACUCUCUCAUAACUCCACGCCUAUCUUUAACAUGUAACUGCUGCUCACUCCUCUUUCCUGUUGAACCCCUCUCGCCCAUCGUCCCGCCAACCUCCAUCCAGACAAGCGGAGUGUCCCAUUCAUUCUCCUGAAACUAGUGAAAUGGGUUAAAUGACAUUUGUAUGUGGGUGUGGUUCUAACCAGGGGCUCAACAGGCUGGAUUUACAUUGGCUCAAAUGGUGGGGCUUUUGACACUUUACAAAUACAAAUUUGAUCUUUUCAUUGUUGUUUUAAACAGUGUUUGUUUUCAGUUAUUUAUUAAUUUAUUUCUCUCACCCCUCAUGUUUGGAGAGGAAUAAAAUUCAGAUUGGUGUCAUGUAAAGUUAAAAAUCUGUCCCUGUGCAAAUGCAGCCUGAAGCUCUCUCUGACCCGACUGAUUGUACGGUGCCAUUUGCCCCUUUGCUGGGCCAAACCCAAGAUGAUAUCCUAUAAAUAUCAGAAUUGCUAAGAACUAUCACGAGUGGUGUGUCAUGAACAUGUGCUGCCUUCUAUUGAGUAAAAUAUUUAAAAUAUAACGUUCAGCCUUUGACUUU
Messenger RNA from Myripristis murdjan (pinecone soldierfish), 3091 nucleotides. It is a transcript of the gene pla2g15, whose product is annotated as phospholipase A2, group XV. The transcript is spliced from 7 exons. Gene Ontology annotation, biological process: lipid metabolic process. Bases 201 to 1463 code for a protein of 420 amino acids. Lineage: Eukaryota; Metazoa; Chordata; Actinopteri; Holocentriformes; Holocentridae. The record is from RefSeq and is a predicted model, not a curated record.